Giardia duodenalis is the source of this 5076-nucleotide messenger RNA. Its product is annotated as High cysteine membrane protein EGF-like. The transcript has a single exon. The record is from RefSeq and is a predicted model, not a curated record. The coding region runs from base 1 to 5076 and encodes 1691 amino acids. Lineage: Eukaryota; Fornicata; Diplomonadida; Hexamitidae.
AUGCUGAUUCUCCUGUGUGCCGCUGCAUGUCUCGCCGAGGCGUGCGGGACAGGACCUGCAUGUGUUAACGGAGACUGCGCCUACGGGGACGGAGCACACUUCUGCCAGUGCAGGCGGGGCUGGGUGGGGGCUGCGUGUGACGCCCCCCGCGCGGGGUUCCGCAAGAUAACUACCAGUGGGCAGACACCCGCGGACAGGGCCGUCAACUACGCCUGCCUCGUGAACGGGACGGAGUGCACAGGGUCGAGCAAGUGCACCUACUACGCAGGGGCGUACUCGUGCGACCCCUGUCCUGCUGGCUUCGUGUCCUACGAGGGCGAGUGCCUGCCGAGGGGCUGCUUCAACACCGGCGAUUACUCAGACCAGGAGGCAACGAAGGCCCCUUGCAACGGCCGCGGCCGCUGCCUCCUGAAGGACCCCGGGCUAGCAGGGAUGGAUGCUGACGACUACGCGUGCGACUGCUACCCGAUCUACCGCGGGGGCCUCUGCCAGUCGUGCGACGACGCCAACGCGAUCGCUGCGGGAAGCUCUUCGUCUGAUGCCCUCCCUACGUGCAAUGCGCGGGCCUGCCAGGACUCGGAUGGCGUCGUGUGCUCAGGCCAGGGAACGUGCACCCUCGACGUGGGCCUCGAUCGCGAAUCAUAUCACUAUCGCUGCAAGUGCAAUGAUGGCUACACACGCGUUGGGCACAAGUGCGUCAGGACGGAGUGCGUGGCCACGAUCGACGGGUCCCCGGUCGUCUGCGGGGGCUUUGGAGAGUGCACGGAUAAAGAUAGCCCCGGUACCUUCAAGUGCGUUUGCGAUUCUAAUGCAGUCCCGGUCGGUCAGUUUUGCACAUAUCCCGCGUGCACAGACAGCGCUGCUACUGAGAUCUGUGGCGGAGUGGGCGCCUGUGUGCGUGACGGCGCUGGCUAUAAGUGCGACUGCCGAGGGCUUGCCACGGGCGACCUCUGUGAUACUUGCACUCCUGGGAAAUCCGCUCAGGUAGGCGACAAGUGCGUUCCAGUGGGGUGCCUCACCUCAAACAACCAGGAAUCAUGCAAGAACGGAGGAACAUGCGUCAAGUCCGACGGCGAGUACCAUUGCCGCUGCCCGGACAUGCUCAUUGCCGUCAGCGGAGAGUGCACGUCCCCCGCGUGCAUGGACGAGGAGCUGGGGAAAGUCUGCUCGGGACACGGCACGUGCAAAACGGACGACCCACAAGACAUAAAGUGCACCUGUAGUUCUGAAUACACGUACGUCGCCCCGGGGCGCUGCAUCCUAACAGCCUUGAUGGACGGCGACCGAAUCUGCAGCGGCCACGGCCACGUUAGCAUCGACACCUCGGAUCCUCCCACGAUGACCUGCAGGUGCUCGUCGAUCUACGAGGGGUCCAAGUGCGAGACCUGCAAGGCCUCUGUCGCCCAGGAGAUCGAGGGCGAGUGCGUCCCAACCAAGUGCAUUGUGGCACCCCAGCCCGGAUCGCGAGCCACCACUCCCAGGGUCUGCGACGACCACGGCCAAUACACGAAGUUCGGCGACCCGAGCGACCCGUUUGCCACGUGCACCCCCAAGGACCCCGACUCCGGGACCGUCUCCGCCUACAAUGGCACCUUCCUUGCGAGGCCCGGGUGCGUGCAUGUCAGCAAGGUAGACAGGACCAGGAGGUUUUACUGCGGAUUCCUGCAGGGACUGACAGACAACUUGCAGGAAGGCGUGGUAACGUGCAAUACACAGAACGAGGGAUCUGUGUCUGUUGAGACGUGCAAUGGUUGCCCAGAGGGCUUUAAGCUUGUCCACUUCGGGGCAGAAGAGGGCUAUAGAAAGACAUGUAUGCACGACAACUGCUACCACGGAACUGGCGCCAGCAGGAUGUGGUACGACUACUGCGGCGGGACCGGCGACUGCAUCAAAGAGGGUGACACGUACAGGUGCGACUGCGGCCCCAGUGCCACUUGGAACGAGGGCCUGAAGGCGUGCGUCACCGAGGCGUGCAAGCUCAACAAAACGCUGGCCGGCCCAGAGGCGCCCGAGUACUGCGCAGCGCCAUCUAGCCUUGCGCUCCACUGCACCGUCGGCCGGGACGCGGCCUGGCAGUGCGAUUGCCCCCAGGGCGACUACCUCACGUACAACAGGACGUGCAUCCUGAGGAGCAAGAGCGCCAGCCCCACGACCCACCGAGCAAGGGGGCUUUGCGGCGGCCCCGGGGCGGGCUUCCUGAGCGGCAGCGGGUCCUGCGUCUGCAACCCGGGCUUCCUCAAGAUCGACGACAUGUGCUACAGCUAUGACUGCCUGCCCGUGGGUGUGACGGCCGACACAAAGAGGUUGGACCUCAGCCCCCACGUCUGCUCCGGGAAGGGGGUCUGCGCGUACAACCAGCUGACCGGCCGAUAUGGCUGCGAGUGCGAAGCUGGUCUGGAGGCCUUCGGGGGCUACUGCACUCAUCCCGGGUGCGCCGGGAAGGUGAUCCACAACGGAGAGCUUAAAUACGUUGAGUGCAAGGUCUACGACGGGUCCGUGGGCAGCUGCGUUCAGAGCGCAGACGGGGCCGCGUACUUCUGCGCCUGCAGCUUCCCGUACACAUCUGUCGGCGGGCUCUGCGUCCAUCAGCGCUGCGUGGUGAAUGGCGAGUACUGCGGCGGCGACGCCCUGGCCUCGUGCGUGAGGGGCAGCGAUAGCCUGUACGGCUGCGUCUGCUCCGAGGGCUACGAGCUGAGCGAGGAGCGGAGCGAGCACGGGAACAAGGCCAAGUGCGUCCCGAGCAGGUGCAUGUACAGGCCGUCGGCAGGCGACCCCGCCAUCGAGUGCAACGGGCUGGGCACGUGCGGCAAUGGUGGCGGUGGGUCUCUGCUGAAGGACAAGAGGUGCGAGUGCAGCGGUGGAGCUCAGCUGCACACUCUUAGAGACGCAAGCGGGGAGCUGAGGGAGACGUGCAUUCUGGACGCGUGCAUCUCUAGCAAGGACCAGGAGGUACCGGUGAUCUGCGGGGGCUCCGGCAGGUGCGGGCCGAGCGGCUGCAUCUGCAACCUGGGAACGAAGCUGUUUGGCAACGCCUGCGUCGGGAUCAACUGCUUCAUCAACGCCACGAAUGACAGUGGAGGGGUUGCCGAGUCGGUGUGCGGGAGCGAGGCCGUCGGGGUGUGCACGAAGAUAGCGUCCCACGGCGACCGUCGAGAUUACGCCUGCAAAUGCGUGACGUCUCCCCCCGAGGGAUACGAGGAGGUCGACGGGUUCUGCCUGCCAAAGUCCUGCGUAUUCGCGGUUGGGACCCUCGACGGUCAGGACGCGAAGACGAUGUGCGGCGGAAGCCACUUCGGGACCUGCGUGAUCAGCACCAACCAGCAGACGAGCUCCUACUGCAGCUGCAAGAGCAGGCCCGACGUCGUUCAGCUCACGUCGGGGCAGUGCAUGAAGCGGGACUGCGUCAGCGACGCCCUGCCCGGGAGCGCGUACCAGAGCAUCGAGUGCUACGGCCACGGAAAGUGCAGGACGGGCGACGGCGUCACCUACGCGUGCAAGUGCGAGGAGGGAUACAAGACGGUCAGGGGCGUGAUCGGGACCUACCUCUGCAUCCCGCAGGCAUGCGUCGUCUCGGAGACAGACACGGCCGCGGUCUGCAGCGGGCGGGGGACCUGCUCGGUGGACGAGAAGACAUGCAAGUGCGGCACGGAGUAUGCUGGCGAGAGGUGCGAGACCUGCGCGGCCGGCUACAAGGAGCACACGAACAGGCGGUGCUACCGCAGCAGCUGCCCGGAGGACGGGAAUUGCGGCGUAGAGGACGGCGCCAGCCUGGGCAGCUGCCAGUUCGGCGGCAGUAGCUUCAGCUGCAUCUGCGUCAACUCGAGCUUCGUCACCGACAGCGCCACCGGGACGUGCAGAAGGUCCAGGUGCGUCUGGGUGGACCCGUACGACCACGCGGAGAAGACGUGCUACGGCAUGGGCUGGUGCAGCUACAGCGGGGCCACCGAGCAGUGCAGCUGCAACCCCAACACGGUCCCCGUCGGAGCGAGCGUAUGUGUCUACGCGGCGUGCAUGCCGAGUGGUAGCACCGAUGACCCCAGUAUGAUAUGCAGGGGGCGCGGGACAUGCGUAGAGGGCCCUGUCGCCGGCACGGGACUGUGCAGGUGCGACAGCAGCAGAUACCGCACAGACAAGAAGACCGGCCAGUGCUUUGUCAAAGAAUGCUUCGGGGCGCACGAGAGCAUCCUGGCCGAGGUCUGCGAUGGCGGUGGAACAUGCAGUGAAGACACUAAAAAGUGCAACUGCAACUCCUCCGGCUUCCAGAGCCUCGACGGCCAGAACGGCUGCGUGCACAGCAGCUGCGUCUCGUCGGACAACAAGCUCUGCAGCGGCUUCGGCGCCUGCGAGAAGACCGGCGACACCUACGGCUGCCUGUGUGCAAGUUACUAUACUCUGGUCGACAAAGACUGCAUCCCCACAAGGUGUCUCAAGGACGGGAAGGUCUGCAACGGCGGUGGCACAUGCUCCGGCGAGGGAUCCUCUGCUACCUGCAGCUGCAGCCAGGGCUGGACCCCCCACGGGACCCUCUGCUACCCAUCGGCCUGCGUCUCCGGUGGGGCGCUCUGCGGGGGGAAUGGCGACUGCCAGCUCUCCGACGGAGGCUCGUGCAGCUGCAGAAGCGGCUACGAGACCGUCUCCGGGGGGCUCUGCGUCAGCAGCCAGUGCGUCCAGCGCGGCACCGACGGCACCGUGACGAUCUGCGGGGGCAACGGCAGGUGCGUGUCUGAGAACGGCGUGACUCCCAGCUGCGUGUGCAACGAGGGCUUCUCUCUCACAAGCGACUUCGUCUGCGGAGUCCCUGCUCCAUCUAAAAAAUCGUCUGCCGGCACGACGGCUGCGAUCGUGGUCGUCGUCCUCCUCGUCCUCGUUGCGGUGGCCGGCUUCCUUGUCUGGUGGUUCGUGAUACGGCCCAGGAGAGGCGGCCCACUGAGGGAGCGCGUCCCGCAGAAAGGCUCCAAGUCUUCCAGCUCUUCUAGGUCCAAGCUCAGGCGGCAGGCGGACUCCAGCGUCUCGCUCCACGCCGACGUGCCCCUGCUGAGCCAGGCGUCCAACGUCAACUCCAGCAUCCAGCUCUAG